Messenger RNA from Mus musculus (house mouse), 3257 nucleotides. RefSeq names its product piwi-like RNA-mediated gene silencing 4 (gene Piwil4). Gene Ontology annotation, biological process: transposable element silencing by heterochromatin formation; piRNA-mediated heterochromatin formation; spermatogenesis. Gene Ontology annotation, molecular function: RNA binding; nucleic acid binding. NCBI's taxonomy places the organism in Eukaryota, Metazoa, Chordata, Mammalia, Rodentia, Muridae. Gene Ontology annotation, cellular component: nucleus; cytoplasm; cytoplasmic ribonucleoprotein granule. The coding region runs from base 129 to 2675 and encodes 848 amino acids. The transcript is spliced from 20 exons. The record is from RefSeq and is marked validated.
GUAGUAACUAUCUUGGGAAGCUUGAAUACUCCCAAACUCCGAGUCACAGCCACACCGUCUCUUUUGCCAAAGAGAAAACACUCCUGUUGAGGCUCACCAGCCCUGGAAAGCCGCUGGCACCCAGGAACAUGAGUGGACGGGCCCGUGUGAGAGCGCGAGGCAUCACCACUGGCCACAGUGCUAGGGAAGUGGGGCGGUCCUCAAGAGACCUCAUGGUUACAUCUGCCAGUCCUGGGGACAGCGAGGCCGGAGGUGGGACAAGUGUCAUUUCACAGCCAUAUGAACUUGGUGUCUCUUCUGGUGAUGGUGGACGUACCUUCAUGGAAAGAAGAGGCAAAGGCAGACAGGACUUCGAAGAGUUGGGUGUCUGUACCAGGGAAAAGUUGACCCACGUAAAAGAUUGUAAAACAGGUUCUAGCGGAAUACCUGUGCGGCUGGUUACAAAUCUCUUUAAUUUAGAUUUGCCCCAGGAUUGGCAGCUGUACCAGUACCAUGUCACGUACAGCCCAGAUUUAGCCUCUAGGAGGCUGAGGAUUGCUUUGCUUUAUAAUCACAGCAUACUCUCAGACAAGGCAAAAGCAUUUGACGGUGCCAGCCUUUUCCUCUCAGAAAAGCUGGACCAGAAGGUCACAGAACUGACAAGUGAAACACAAAGAGGUGAGACUAUAAAGAUAACGCUCACCCUAACGAGCAAGCUCUUCCCAAACUCCCCUGUGUGCAUUCAGUUCUUCAAUGUCAUCUUCAGAAAGAUCUUGAAAAACUUGAGUAUGUACCAAAUUGGACGGAACUUCUAUAAGCCUUCAGAACCAGUGGAGAUCCCUCAGUACAAAUUGUCCCUGUGGCCUGGGUUUGCCAUUUCUGUGUCUCACUUUGAAAGCAAGCUCCUAUUCAAUGCUGACGUGAACUACAAAGUCCUCCGCAAUGAGACCGUUCUGGACUUCAUGACUGAUCUCUGCCUCAGAACUGGCAUGUCUUGCUUCACCGAGAUGUGCCACAAACAACUAGUGGGGCUCGUUGUCCUUACCAGAUACAACAACAAAACAUAUCGUAUCGAUGACAUUGACUGGUCUGUGAAGCCCACACAGGCCUUUCAGAAGCGGGACGGCUCAGAGGUCACAUAUGUGGAUUACUACAAGCAGCAAUAUGAUAUCACCUUAUCUGACCUAAAUCAGCCAGUGCUUGUUAGUCUGUUGAAAAGAAAGAGAAAUGAUAACUCUGAGCCUCAGAUGGUCCACCUGAUGCCAGAGCUCUGCUUUCUCACAGGCCUGAGCAGCCAAGCAACCUCAGAUUUCCGCCUGAUGAAGGCAGUAGCUGAAGAGACUCGGCUCAGUCCUGUGGGAAGGCAGCAGCAGCUGGCCCGACUCGUGGAUGACAUCCAGAGGAACCCAGUGGCUCGGUUUGAGCUUGAGACCUGGGGAUUGCAUUUUGGAAGCCAGCUAUCCCUGACCGGCCGGGUUGUUCCCUCUGAAAAAAUCCUGCUGCAGGACCACACAUGUCAACCUGCAUUUGCUGCUGACUGGUCCAAAGAUAUGCGAUCUUGCAAAGUUUUGAGUUCUCAGCCUUUGAAUAGAUGGUUGAUCGUGUGCUGUAACAGGGCUGAGCACUUGAUUGAAGCCUUUCUGAGCUGUCUGAGGAGAGUUGGAGGUUCCAUGGGAUUUAACGUGGGCUACCCCAAAAUCAUAAAAGUGGACGAGACCCCAGCAGCGUUCCUUCGAGCCAUCCAGGUGCACGGCGACCCCGAUGUUCAGUUGGUGAUGUGCAUUCUGCCUUCUAAUCAGAAGAACUAUUACGACUCCAUUAAAAAGUAUUUGAGCUCUGACUGCCCAGUGCCAAGCCAGUGUGUGCUGACCCGGACCUUGAAUAAGCAGGGAACGAUGCUGAGUGUGGCCACCAAGAUCGCCAUGCAGAUGACCUGCAAACUUGGCGGAGAGCUGUGGUCUGUGGAGAUCCCAUUGAAGUCCCUGAUGGUCGUGGGUAUUGAUAUCUGCAGAGAUGCCCUCAACAAGAAUGUGGUGGUCGUCGGGUUUGUAGCCAGCAUUAAUUCCAGGAUCACCAGGUGGUUUUCCCGCUGUGUCCUUCAGAGAACAGCGGCUGAUAUUGCAGAUUGCCUCAAAGUCUGCAUGACUGGUGCUCUCAACCGGUGGUACAGACACAACCAUGACUUGCCGGCACGGAUAGUCGUGUACCGGGACGGUGUAGGCAAUGGCCAGCUAAAGGCAGUUUUGGAAUAUGAAGUCCCACAGCUACUGAAAAGUGUAACAGAGUGCGGCUCGGAUGCCAGGAGCUGCAGACUGUCCGUGGUUGUGGUCAGGAAGAGAUGUCUACUGCGCCUCUUUGCUUCGACUGACCACACUGUGCAGAACCCCCCACUCGGCACUGUUGUGGACUCAGAAGCAACACGUCCGGAGUGGUAUGACUUCUACCUGAUCAGCCAGACUGCUAACCGGGGGACUGUUAGUCCCACCCACUACAACGUUAUCUAUGAUGACAAUGCCUUGAAGCCUGACCACAUGCAGCGACUGACCUUCAAACUGUGCCAUCUCUACUACAACUGGCAGGGCUUAAUCAGUGUCCCCGCACCAUGCCAAUAUGCACACAAGCUGACCUUCCUGGUGGCACAAAGUGUCCACAAGGAACCAAGUCUGGAAUUAGCCAAUAAUCUUUUCUACCUCUGACAAGUGAGCCAGAGGACGGCUUGAGACUCCGAAAGCAGUGGCUCUGCGUUGUUCAGAUCUGCCUACCGCUCAGGCUCCUGCGGCUUACGGGGCUUGGGCCUAACUUUAAGUAUUGGGAAGGGGGGGUUGUUUUGUUUUGUUUUGUUUUGUUUUUUAAAAAAAAAACUCAUUUGAAAAAGUUCAGAACAAACCUAUGGGGAUUUUUGUUUCACUUGUGUCUAAAACCAACAAAGACAAACAAACAGAACCCACAGAGUGAUGGGUUUUCUUGUGGCUUUGUCAUGUGUCAUUUUACUUUGGCCUGGUUCAGCCUUGUAUUUCUCUUCUCUUCUCUUCUCUUCUCUUCUCUUCUCUUCUUUUCUUUCUUUCUUUUUCUUUUUUUUAAGUCAGUGCUUGAGGUAAAUUCUCAUGUGGUACUUGGGAUAUAUCAUCACAGCUUCUAAAACAAUAUUUGUGUGGUAUUUUGAUGGUACAUAGUGGGGUUUAACUUCAGGAAAUUAUCAGAGUUUUUCUAAACAUUGUAGAGCAUUUUGUAGAGUGGGUUAAGUAAAUAUUGAAAAUAAAGAAAAUCUAAGCAUCACA